This is a messenger RNA of Olea europaea var. sylvestris, 408 nucleotides long. RefSeq lists its product as uncharacterized. NCBI's taxonomy places the organism in Eukaryota, Viridiplantae, Streptophyta, Magnoliopsida, Lamiales, Oleaceae. The record is from RefSeq and is a predicted model, not a curated record. The coding region runs from base 1 to 408 and encodes 135 amino acids. The transcript is spliced from 2 exons.
AUGACACAGUUGACUCGAAAGGGUACUAAGUUCGUAUGGUCAGAGAAAUGCGAACAAUGUUUUCAAGAGUUAAAGGACAUGUUCAUAUCUGCACCAGUGACUAUCCAUGAUGGUUCAGAAAGCUUUGUAAUUUACAGUGAUGCAUCUAAACUUAGUUUAGGAUGUAUUUUGAUUGAACAUGGAAAAGUUAAGGCUAAUAUAGUAGCUGAUGCGCUGAGUAGAAAGAAAAUGGGACAGUUAUUAGCACUAUGUACAAGACAAGAUCAUUUAAUCAGAGAUUUUGAGAACUCGAGAAUUGAAGUAUUAAAGUCACCAGUAAGGAAAUCGACACUAUUAGCAAGCUUUACUGUGAAACUAAUACUCAGGGAUAGAAUAGUGGCUGCUCAGAAAGAUGAUCCCCUUUUAUGA